This is a messenger RNA of Alternaria atra, 1254 nucleotides long. RefSeq lists its product as uncharacterized. Gene Ontology annotation, biological process: proteolysis. Gene Ontology annotation, molecular function: zinc ion binding; metallocarboxypeptidase activity. The record is from RefSeq and is a predicted model, not a curated record. The coding region runs from base 1 to 1254 and encodes 417 amino acids. The transcript has 4 exons. Lineage: Eukaryota; Fungi; Ascomycota; Dothideomycetes; Pleosporales; Pleosporaceae.
AUGAAGCUUCUCAACGUCACUCUUGCCUCGCUAGGCCUCGCAUCCGCGGCUACAGUUACAAAGAAGGUCAGCUAUGACGACUGGAAGGUAUACCGCGUCAAUGUCGGCUCCAACGCUGCCAAGCUCGACAACGUGAUGACCAAGCUCCAACUGGAGCUAUGGAAAGGCAAGCCAGCGUCCAGCGACGUCGUCGACGUUAUGGUGCCGCCUUCAGCCGUCAAGGACUUCGAAGCAUCUACCGAGGACAUCGAGACCAAGGUCAUGCAUGACAACCUUGGCCUCUCUAUUACAGACGAGGAAACCUUUAGCGUAUAUGCCGCUGGUGCUGCACCAAGUGCUACUUGGUUCAACUCAUACCACUCUAUUGCCGACCACAUGCAAUGGAUCACGGAUCUUGCGGCUGCGUAUCCAAACAAUGCUGAAGUAAUAUCUGCCGGCAAGUCUGUCGAAGGCCGGGAUAUCAAAGGUAUCCAUAUUUGGGGUAGUGGCGGUAAAGGAUCCAAGCGAGGUGUAGUCUGGCAUGGCACAGUGCACGCACGAGAAUGGAUCACGACGAUGGUCGUCGAAUAUGCUGCGUACCAGCUCCUCACGUCCACUGACUCUACGACGGCCGGUUUCAAGAACUCAUACGACUUUUACAUCUUCCCUAUUGUGAACCCAGAUGGCUUCGCCUACACUCAAUCAGCCGAUCGCAUGUGGCGCAAGAACCGCCAGAAGACUUCCGGAGCCUCUUGCGUAGGCCGUGACAUCAACCGUAACUGGCCAUCGCAUUGGGACCAGCGCGGUGGUGCAUCAACCGACCCUUGUGCACAAGACUACAAAGGCCCUUCUGCUGGCGACGGCGUGGAGACUAAAUUGCUCAAAGCCCAGCUCGACAGCAUAGCCGCAGGCAAGGGAAUCUCGUUAUACAUGGAUAUUCACUCGUACAGCCAGCUUUGGAUGUACCCCUACGGCUACACCUGCUCAGGUGUCCUUCCCAACUCCGCAAAGUACGCCUCUCUCACAAACGGGGCCAUCGCCGCUGUAAAAGCUGUGCACGGCACAACAUUUACCGGUGGUCCCAUCUGCCAGACUAUUUACCAGGUCAGCGGCGACAGUGUGGACUAUGCGUUUGAAGUUGCUAAGGCGAACUACUCGAUGACGGUUGAGUUGAGGGAUACCGGAAAUUAUGGGUUCGUGUUGCCAGCUGCGCAAAUUCUGCCUAGUGGUGAGGAAAUGUGGGCUGGGUUGAAGUAUUUGUUGGCCAAUAUGUAA